Messenger RNA from Notolabrus celidotus (New Zealand spotty), 2999 nucleotides. It is a transcript of the gene map3k14a, whose product is annotated as mitogen-activated protein kinase kinase kinase 14a. Gene Ontology annotation, biological process: positive regulation of canonical NF-kappaB signal transduction; protein phosphorylation. NCBI's taxonomy places the organism in Eukaryota, Metazoa, Chordata, Actinopteri, Labriformes, Labridae. Gene Ontology annotation, molecular function: protein kinase activity; ATP binding. The transcript has 16 exons. The record is from RefSeq and is a predicted model, not a curated record. The coding region runs from base 167 to 2755 and encodes 862 amino acids.
GGCUGAGAGCCGGGAGAGCAGAGCGAGUUCCCGAGAAUCAGACGAGGCAAACACUGCAGCAGCACCUAGUUAAACUCAUGUAGUUGUCAGGUUAUUCGGAGUGGAUACACGCAGAGAGAUAGAGAGAGAGCUGCUCGGAUUAGCGUCUGUUGAUCCAGCAGAUGAAAUGGACACGAGGCAAAGGAUCUUUAACUCAACACACCCGUUCUCCGGGACGUUGAAGGCCGAGCUGAAGGGCUCGUACCCAUCAUGCCCGGCUGCAGAGCAGGAGCCAGAGGAGGAGGAAGAGGAGGGGAAGGACAGCAAAAUGGCCUACAUGGCCUGUUUCAACCCGCGAAUAAGUAAAGUCCUUACGCAUGGGACUGCAGAACAAGUCGGAGAGAUGCCACUCAAGACCUCGACCUUCAUUGCCCAAGCCGAAUGUGAAACCCAGGACUCUCAAGAGUUCAGUCCUUCCUGUUCUGAACGCCCCUAUGCCCCGUCCCCUAACUGCUACACCAGCAGGCUUCCCUCAGAGCACAACAAUGUGGCUUGCCCGACCCCUGCCUCGGUCCAGGAGCCGAGCGGCUCACCAUCACAGCUCAGCCCGAGAAAGAAGACCAAGAAGAAGCAGAGGCACAAAGGGAAGAAAAAAGUGGAGAGGAAGAGGGAGAAGCAGCGACAGAGACAUCGAACGUCCUCUGGAGUCCCUGAACAGGAGAGUGGAAGUUCACUGGUCCAGGUCCUGGACGACUCGUCUCUCAGAGGAAGAGGUGACCUCAGCUCAUCUUGCUGUAGCAGUGUUGAAAGCUCUGAAGAGCGGCACAGAGGACCUUCUCCCUUCGGUCAACAGAUCUCCAACACAGGCUCCAGCUACUCUCCUCUGAACUGGAGGGACAAGGUCUGCGGCCUACUGCUCAAUUCCUACAGGCAGGCCAGUGAUUCAGACUCUGUCAGCAGUCUGGGAGACUACUCACUGGCCCUUCAAGGUCUCAGGGGCAGCGUCAGUCAGGGGGACCCGUGUUACGCUGGGCCUUUCUUCAAAGAUGUGGAGAGGGAUGUGAGAGAAGAGGAAGAUGACUUCUCUGCAGAUGAUUCUAUCACCAACGAGGGGAUAAUCUUUUACAAUGAAAAAAUCCAGCCUGUUGACUCCGAAUACAAGGAGGGGACCGAGUAUGUCCGUUCAGAAUUCAUCAAGGGAGGCUCCUACGGUGAAGUGCACAGUGCUCAGGAUGUCAACACAGGCUUCAAGUUUGCUGUCAAAAAGGUCAGCCUGAAGAGGUUCAACAGUGAGGAGGUGGGUGCGUGGAGUGCCCUCAGAUCUCCUCGAGUAGUGGAACUCUUCGGAGUGGUCAGAGAGGGGCCGAAUGUUGUCUUUUUCAUGGACCACAAAGCUGGCUCCCUGGGCCAGCUGAUACUGGGGCGUGGCCGCCUUCCAGAGGACCUAAGUCUCCACUACAACUCACAAGUCCUCACAGCUCUGGAGUACCUAGGGAAGAAAAAAGUGGUGCAUCUGGACAUUAAAGCUGAUAAUGUGUUGCUGUCAGAGGACGGUAGAGACACCUUCCUGUGUGACUUUGGACACGCAGAGAGGCUGGACAACAAGGGACAGAGCAUGAGUGGCUCCAGAGACCUGAAGGGCUCAGAGACCCACAUGGCCCCAGAGAUUGUAAAAGGGGAACCCCGCGGAGCCAAAGCAGAUGUGUGGAGCAGCUGCUGUAUGUUACUGCACAUGCUCAAUGGGUGUCAGCCCUGGACAAGAUACUACACCUGUAGACUGUACCUGAAGAUUGCUAAUGACCCUCCGCCUCUGAGAGAGAUCCCACCUGAUUGCAACUGCCUCACAGCAGAAGUUAUCAGGGCAGGACUUCAGAAGGAUCCAGCCAAGAGAGCAUCAGCAUCUGACCUCAAAGAGAAAACUGCCAGAGCUCUAAAAGAAGUGGGAGGACUCACCAGUCCAGUGAGGGGUCCUUACACAGAGCCCCUGUUCAUUGACAACAAACUUGACAAGCCCCUGCAACUUUUCCAUGGCAUGGUCAGCAGUGAGGACGAGAAGGGACAUCAGGAGUCUGAUUGGAAGGUGAUCACAGCAGAGGAGAAUACAAAAGAGCUGUAUGAUGACAACGAAGAGAUGGGCGCUGACUCUUACGAGUCAAAGCGAUGCCCGUCUUUCUCCCCUCAAAUUCUGACCUCUGAGCCAAACUCAAAAAGAGGCAACAAGGUCACGACUGUGCCUGAGCUGGAGCUACGUAAACUGGAGCGAGAUUUCUACCUCAACAGUCUGUCCCAGCUCCACUCAGCUGAGAAGCAGGAGCAGCUCUUGUCUUGCCUCAGCAGUGACCCUUAUUCCAACUGGGAACCAUGGGACAAAAAGGACUCUGGCCGCUGGUCCCUGAGCCCAGCAGACGACUUCAGCUCCGGGGUCUUCUCCUUCAACAGUCAGCCUGAUGUGCCGGUGUUCAGUGUGGAUUUGCUGAGCCACUCACAGCCUCCUCCUCCCUUCUGUUUUGAAGGGGUGGAUGUCUGCAUCAGAGACUUUUACCAGAGAAGCAUCUGCAUCAGAGAGAAGCGCUGGGUGAAAGUGGGCCACAUUGCAACUGGAAUCAGUGACCAGAUCUCUGAGAGAGUUUUCACCUUGGAAACCACACAGGGCCAGCAGGUUGCUCACGAUGAGGAGGUGCAGGAAUCAGGUCUGGAGCUCUGCUGCGUUGCUGCUCCAGACUUCAGCUCUGUCUGGAGGUGGAGGAUCAGAGACGGAGUGCUGGAGACCAGAUGAUAGCCCUCAGCUCUCUUCUUCCAUUGACUGCAGUUUUAUCAUAACCACUGUUCACAUGGUGUACUAUUGAGUUGUCUCAAUAUCCUGCUUUCAGGAAUGGUAAAAGAAAUCCACCAUAUCUGCCUGCUCAGCAAACUCAAUUCAAAUGUCUUAAUUAUGUCACCACUGAGCUCUGUUGACUGUCUACAUGUUCUAUUUUUGUAUUGCAUGCUUACAUCCAAUCAAUAAAAGUAUAUAGAGCUAU